Messenger RNA from Eimeria mitis, 573 nucleotides. RefSeq lists its product as uncharacterized. The record is from RefSeq and is a predicted model, not a curated record. The transcript has a single exon. Bases 1 to 573 code for a protein of 190 amino acids. NCBI's taxonomy places the organism in Eukaryota, Apicomplexa, Conoidasida, Eucoccidiorida, Eimeriidae.
AUGCAGCAGCAAAGAAAGCAGCAGCAGCAGCGCCAGAAGCAAGAACAGCAGCAGCAGCAGCAGCUAAAUCAGCAGCAACAGCUCAAGACAGAACUGCAGCAGCAGCAGCAGCAGCAGCAGCAGCAGCAGCACCAGCAGCAGCAGCACCAGCAGCAGCAGCAAGAAGAGCAGCAACAGCAGCAGCAGCAAGAGCGACACCAGCAGCUGCACCCAUUCCAGCAGCUGCUGCAGCAAGAGCAGCCCCGGCUGCUGCAGCAACAGCAGCACCACAUGCAGCAGCAGCAGCAGCAGCAGCAAAAGCGGCAAAGACACCGCAGCAGAAAGCUGCAGCGCCAGCACGCCACGCAGCAGCAGCAGCAACAGCAGCAGCAGCACCAGCAGCAACAGCAACAAAAACAGCAGCAGCAGCAACAGCAGCAAGAAGAGCAGCAGCAGCAGCAGCACCGUCUUCAGCAGCAGCAGCAACAACAGCAACAAAAACAAACACAAACGCAGCAGCAGCAACAGCAGCAACAAAGGCAGCAGCAACAGCAGCAACAAAAGCAGCAGCAGCAACAACUGCAGCACCAGUAG